Pyrus x bretschneideri (Chinese white pear) is the source of this 1665-nucleotide messenger RNA. RefSeq lists its product as uncharacterized. Lineage: Eukaryota; Viridiplantae; Streptophyta; Magnoliopsida; Rosales; Rosaceae. Bases 447 to 1286 code for a protein of 279 amino acids. The transcript has 2 exons. The record is from RefSeq and is a predicted model, not a curated record.
AUAAGCAUAAAACACCCGCGCGCACCCUAGUACAUGAACUAGGAUUCUCCCUUCUUCUCUUUCCAUCCCUUUCCAUCCAUUCCUUUCAUAUUCUCUUAUUUUAUCUUUUUUUUGCUAUAAAAAUUUAAUAUAAAAUAUUAACGUGUUUUAACCGUGAUUGUUCAAAUAAGAGAAAAAUGAAAAGAAAGAAAAAAAAGAGGAGAGAAAAUCCUGCUCCCCCGGACAUAACUCCCAAAGUCUCAACUUCCAACGGAUCACUCGUUGUCUAGUAAAUGAACAAGACACCAAUGCCGGCCUCCAACCCCCUAAACUCCCAAAUGAAAAUAGAUUGUCUCUGUUUCCCUUCUUGCUCUUUCCUUGUUUUGACCAAAACCUUCACCCCAUUAAUUAUCCCAUCUUAGACAAGCCCGUUUAGGCGUUUCUUUUUGUUGUUGGUAACGGACAUAAUGAAGAAAAACGUUUCGAAGUCAAAACCCAAAUUUCUGCACUGUUUCCGACCGGUGGACGUGGACAUGGUGCUCGAGACCAAAGCUUCCUGGAGGAGACAGGUCCGAACUGUUGAAUCCAGGGAGGACAAGAAGGCAGCUCCGCUGAUGAAAACAAUGUCUCUGGACAGAGGGUGUUCUUCUCCGGCAGAUUCUGUGAACUCGAAUAUGCCUCCUCGUCCGAACAAAACUUUUUCCAAGGCGGUGAAAGCCGUGGUGUUCGAAACAAUCUUGGCCAAGACAGCUCGUGAUCGGAAAGUUUGCCGGCAGUACUCGUUCGGAUCAAAGCGGUGUUUUUCGUUCAGAAAUGAGGCGUCCCUGAAUUUGGGAGGCGAUGAGUCGGUGAAAAAAAUUGAAGAAACAAAGCCAAAUUCUGAGAUGUCGUUACAUUCUCGUUCUUCCAGUUCAUCAUCAUCCGCACUAUCUUCUUCGAGUUCGGUUUCAGAAUCCGAAAGGUUGUCCAAAACUCUCUUGGACCCGACGAAACAGAGCCUCGGGAAUCCUCACAACCCCGCCGCGAAACCGAAGAACACGAAAGUGGGGUCCUACUGUUUCAACUCUGGAACAUAUUUUCUUCUCAUCAGCCUUGCAGUGACGGUAUUUUGGGGCAAGGCGAUUGCAAUCCUUGCCUCAUCAAUUUGGCUCUACUUUUUUCCGUGGCAGAGUUCGAUUACAAUCUCGCCGGAAUAUGUGAGGAGGUGGUCGGAGGCGGAGUGUAGGGAUAAUAACAAGAGGGUAAUUAUGGAAGGGUUUAUUGAUAGGAUGAACCACCACGACCACCAGACAGAGAGGGGGCAUUAAGUUUUUGACGUGAAAAUUCUCUGUUUCGUGUUUGAUGCAGCUUCUGUGGUUGGAAGGGACAUCAAGAUUUUAAUUGUGUAGGUUACUUGUGGUACACUGAGGAGAAAACACAGAACAUUCUGCAUUUACAUUUACUUCUCUGUUUUGCCUGUUUUCUUGAGACCUGUGAGUUUUAUGUGGUUAAGUUAUAUAUAUAUAUAUAUAUAUAUAUAUAUAUAUAUAUAUAUAUGUAUAUGUAUAUGUAUAUGUAUAUGUAUAUGUAUAUGUAUAAUGCAGACUAGCCAUGCCACAGAAAAUUGGAAGCGGUAUUCGUGUUGAAGAAUAUCUUGGUUGUAACCAGUUAUAUAUAAAAAAAUAUGAAUUUAUAUUCAGUACGCAA